Messenger RNA from Osmia lignaria (orchard mason bee), 3119 nucleotides. Its product is annotated as BTB/POZ domain-containing protein KCTD3. Gene Ontology annotation, biological process: protein homooligomerization. Lineage: Eukaryota; Metazoa; Arthropoda; Insecta; Hymenoptera; Megachilidae. Gene Ontology annotation, molecular function: protein binding. The record is from RefSeq and is a predicted model, not a curated record.
AUACCCCCGGGUGAAGCUAGGUCAUCUCAAGUUAGGUCAUCACAGAGUUAGUCUAUUGAAGUUAGUCGAGAAGCGCAAUUGUGCGCGCUACAACUAUGGUCUCUUGUUAAAUAAAUAAUAUCAAUUAUCAAUAUUUUUGUAGUAAUUUUAAUACCUGUAUGUUGAAUUGUGUUAUGUAUUUAAAUAUAUAAAAAGUAUUUUAAAAUUCGUAUUGUCUUAAUCACGGGGCAUGUAGUACUAGCGUGAAAAUUUACACUUAGGGAAAAGAGACUGAGUAUAACCUAUGAAAAAUACUAACAAUCUUGCAAUUGUUUGAUUAUUAAUUGUUAACAUAAGACAUGCAUUGUCGAUAUAAAAAUUGGCGUCAGAAUCAAUUGUAAUAAUGUUCCUACCAACUUCUUUGGGCUUGGGUUUGGGUGAUAUCGUUCGUUUAAAUGUUGGCGGAACAAGGUUUUCAACGUCAAGACAAACACUGACAUGGGUUGGAGAUUCAUUUUUUACAGGUUUAUUAAGUUUUAGAAUGACCAGUCAGAGAGAUGAAAGUGGUGCAUUGUUCAUAGAUAGAGACCCAAAGCUGUUCAGUAUUAUAUUAAAUUAUCUACGUACUAAGCACAUUGAUUUAAAAAAUGUAGACCUUCGUACAUUAAGGCAUGAAGCUGAAUAUUAUGGUAUUACACCAUUAGUUAAAAGAUUAAUGCUGUGUGAAGAUUUAAGUCAAUCCUCUUGUGGAGAUGUAUUAUUUUAUGGUUAUUUACCACCACCAAGUAUACCAUUACAUGAAUCAACUACAGUAGCAUCAAAUGUAGGAGAUGUAUCUGUUCAUGGUAGGAUUCCCACAACUACUAGUACUGCUACCAGUGCAGAUGUACCAUCUACUUCUCAAAGUAUAGCUCCUGGAACUUCUAAUAAUCAUAAUAAUAAUAAUAAUGGGCAACAAAAUCAUAAAGGGGUGUUUGGUACCCAUGUGAGAAAUUCUUCAUUGGAUUAUAGAGUUCAACAAAGAGGCUUGCCGCAUUCGCGAACAUCAUCUCUAGAUUUAAGACACGCUAGGAAUAAUUUAGCAGACCUAAAUAAAUUGCAUAAAAAUGACAUUAGUUUAGUAUUUGGUUCCCAACAAGUUUCAACAUGGGUUGAUCCAUUGAGGGUUCAAAUUAUAAAAGCACAUCAUAAUUGGAUUGUGAUUGCUUAUGCGCAUUUUAUAACAUGCUACAGAUUGAAAGACUCAUCUGGAUGGCAACAUGCAUUUACUAGUCCUCACAUUGAAUCUGUGAUUGAAAGAGUAGCAAUCACUUCGAAAUUAAAUACCAGUGUAGAUGUUAAAAUGGUAGCAAUUUCUUAUGGAAAUCAAGUUAGAUUAUGGAGUGUUUCAGCCAAUGGCAUAAAAACUAAUAUUGGUACAUUUAAUUUAAAUGUUCGGGUGGAGUAUUUAUUUUUUAUCGGGAGUCAGUUAGUUGCUCUGUCUCCUACUGAUAAAAUUGGUGUCUGGCAUGCUAUGACCCAUCAUUGGCAAAUACAAGAUGUAGUACCCAUUUUAUCGUUCGACACAGCUGGUUCUUUUCUUCUACUCGGGUGUAACAAUGGAUCCAUUUAUUACAUCGAUAUGGAAAAGUUUCCUUUGAGAAUGAAGGACAAUGACUUGCUUGUAACAGAAUUAUACCGUGAUCCGAAUUACGAUCCCAUUACGGCCAUAUCUGUCUAUUUAACACCAAAAACAUUCUCCUUUGUUUAUACAGCUCUGUGUGGGAAUUGGAUCGAGAUUGCGUACGGUACAAAAUCUGGCAGUGUAAGAGUUAUUGUCCAUCAUCCUGAAACUGUAGGGCAUGGUCCGCAAUUAUUCCAGACAUUUACAGUACAUCAGAGUAGUGUAACGAAGGUAACGUUGUCAGAAAAAUAUUUGGUAUCAGUUUGUUCUGAAUAUAACCAUGUUAGAAGUUGGGCAGUGAAAAGAUUCCGUGGAAUGAUCUCUACUCAACCAGGACCAACACCUGAAGCUAGUUUCAAAAUUGUAUCUUUAGAAGCAAUUGAACCUUGUAUCAGUUAUAAUGCUGGGAAUGAUUUUGGUCCAUUUGGAGAACAAGAUGAUGAACAAGUAUUUGUUCAAAAAGUUGUACCCGAGACUGAUCAAUUGUUUGUGCGUUUAGCAUCGAAUGGCAAAAGGGUUUGCGUAAUCAAAUCAGUGGAUGGUAGCAUAAUAAGUUCAUUUUAUGUACACGAAUGCGAAGGAUCCAGUCGUAUGGGUUCGAGACCGAGGCGUUUUAUAUUUACUGGACAUUCCAAUGGUACGAUUCAAAUGUGGGAUCUUACAACGGCAUUAGAACCAUCCUUUUCUGCUACUCGAAAUGUUUCUGGUGGACCUACACCAGAAGAACUUUGGAAACUGUUAGAUCAGUGUGAUUUAAGUAAUAGUCAUUCCUCAACGCCGCGCAUUAGUCCAUGUCCAUCCCUUAUAUCUACGGGUCCGAGUUUAAAGGCAGGUAAUGUGAUAUUUCUUAAUCAGUCGCAAAACGCUGAAACAACACCUGGACCUAGCCAAACUUGAAGGUAAUAUCAAAAUAUAUUUCAUAAAAGUUUUACAUUUCGUUAAAGUAUUUUUUACAUCUCAUUGUCGGUAUCAUUUAUUUACUUAUUUAUUUUCCUAUCUAAUAAUUUAUUGUGAAUUAUUAACAAAAAAAUCUAUAAUGUCAGUUCCUAGCAUAACAACCUUGUUAAUAUAUUUAGUUUAAACAGUAAGUUUCUAAAAAAAAUAGUUUUAUUUACAAGUAAUGCAAUAUCAAAGUGAUAGGGUAACUGAGAUAUAAAAAUUGUAAUUAUAAAUAAGUGUGAUAUUAAUAAGUAAUAGUAUAGUUUUAGCUUUAAAAUAUACACUUUCUUUGCAUUACUUAGGAUUUUAUAUUUUAUCUCCCUUUUUCUUAAGUAAACAUUUGAAUAAAGUACUAGAUACAAUGUAUAAUUAUUUAAAUUAUUCGGAGGGAAACGAGAGUUACAAAAGUGUAUAAUGUUCUAUAUUAUAAUGUUACAAAAAGGAUGAAUCCAAUUACAUUCUAUAUUUCAAUAUAAUAGAUUUUGUUAAGUAACCUUACAGCUUGAAGCAAUGUAAAUAUUUAUAUAAAUAUUCAAUU